Molecule: messenger RNA, 1968 nt
Organism: Rangifer tarandus platyrhynchus (Svalbard reindeer)
Lineage: Eukaryota; Metazoa; Chordata; Mammalia; Artiodactyla; Cervidae
Source: the annotation of a GenBank genome assembly
AUGACAGGGGCAGAGAGGAAAAAGAAAAGCAUACUCUGGAGCAAGAUGCAUGUCCCCGAUUGUGAAGACUUUAAACAGUGGUGUAGACGGCGGCUGCCUAUUUUGGACUGGGCGACACAUUACAGUCUGAAAGAAAACUUGCUUCCGGAUACUGUUUCUGGGAUAAUGCUGGCCGUUCAACAGGUAGCACAAGGGCUGGCCUUUGCUGUUCUGUCAUCUGUGCACCCAGUGUUUGGCUUGUAUGGGUCUCUGUUUCCCGCCAUCAUUUACGCCAUAUUUGGAAUGGGGCGUCAUGUUGCCACAGGCACUUUUGCCUUGACGUCCUUAAUAUCAGCUAAUGCAGUGGAACGACUUGUCCCUCUGAGCAGUCAGAACCUCACCACACACAGUAACACAAGUGUGCUGGGAUUAUCUGACUUUGAGAUGCAAAGGAUCAGUGUUGCUGCAGCUGUUUCCUUUCUGGGCGGUGUGAUUCAGGCGGCCAUGUUUGUGCUCCAGCUGGGCAGCGCCACAUUCCUGAUUACAGAGCCUGUGGUCAGUGCAAUGACAACCGGGGCAGCCACUCAUGUCGUGACUUCACAAGCCAAAUAUCUCUUGGGAAUGAAAAUGCCGUAUAUAUCUGGACCACUUGGAUUCUUUUAUAUCUAUGCAUAUAUCUUUAAGAACAUCAAGUCUGUGCGACUGGAAGCACUGCUCUUAUCCUUGCUAAGCAUCGUGGUGCUUGUACUGGUUAAAGAGCUGAAUGAGCAAUUUAAGAGGAAAAUUAAAAUUGUCCUUCCUGUUGACUUAGUUUUGAUUAUUGCUGCAUGUUUUACUUGUUAUUGUACCAAUAUGGAAAACACAUACGGAUUAGAAGUAGUUGGCCAUAUUCCAAAAGGAAUUCCUCCACCUCGAGCUCCCCCUAUGAACAUCCUCUCUGCAGUCAUCACUGAAGCCUUUGGAGUGGCACUUGUAGGCUAUGUGGCCUCAUUGGCUCUUGCGCAAGGAUCUGCCAAAAAAUUCAGAUAUUCAGUUGAUGACAAUCAGGAACUCCUGGCCCAUGGCCUCAGCAAUGUGAUCGCUUCGUUCUUCUUCUGUAUACCAAGUGCGGCUGCCAUGGGAAGAACUGCUGGCCUGUAUGGCACGGGAGCAAAGACACAGGUGGCUUGUCUAAUAUCUUGCAUUUUUGUCCUGAUAGUCAUCUAUGCAAUAGGGCCUUUGCUUUACUGGCUGCCCAUGUGUGUUCUUGCAAGUAUUAUUGUUGUGGGACUGAAGGGAAUGCUAAUACAGUUUCGAGAUUUAAAAAAAUACUGGAAUGUGGAUAAAAUUGACUGGGGCAUAUGGGUCAGCACAUACUUAUUCACAGUAUGUUUUGCUGCCAACAUUGGGCUGCUGUUUGGUGUUGUGUGUACCGUAGCUAUCGUGAUCGGUCGCUUCCCAAGAGCAAAGACUCUGAGUACAAAAAAUAUGAAAGAAAUGGAAUUUAAAAUGAAGACAGAAAUGGAUGAUGAAACCCUGCAGCAGGUGAAAAUUAUCUCAAUAAACAACCCGCUUGUUUUUCUGAAUGCAAAGAAAUUUCAUACUGAUAUAAUGAACAUAAUCCAAAAAGAAAAUACUGGAAAUCAACCACUUGAUGAAAUCAGAAAGCAUGAACAAAGCACAUUGCUCACUUCUCUGAGUGGCAUUUGCAACGAAGAAGCUACCCAGCCCUGCUUGAGUCCAAAGUGUUCUUUAAUCCUGGAUUGCAGUGGAUUGACCUUUUCCGACUAUUCUGGAGUCUCCAUGCUUGUUGAGGUUUACAUGGACUGUAAGAACAAGAGUGUGGAUGUGUCUUUGGUCCAUUGCACAGCUUCCUUGAUAAAAGCAAUGAAAUACUGUGGAAACCUAGAUUCAGAGAAACCAAUUUUUUUUGAAUCAGUGUCUGCUGCAAUAAGUAACAUGCAUCUAAAUAAGAAUUUGAGCAUACUCAGUGACCCCAGUGAAGUCUGA